Messenger RNA from Spizellomyces punctatus DAOM BR117, 3057 nucleotides. RefSeq lists its product as uncharacterized. Bases 115 to 2808 code for a protein of 897 amino acids. Gene Ontology annotation, molecular function: protein binding; RNA binding. The transcript is spliced from 8 exons. The record is from RefSeq and is a predicted model, not a curated record. NCBI's taxonomy places the organism in Eukaryota, Fungi, Chytridiomycota, Chytridiomycetes, Spizellomycetales, Spizellomycetaceae.
GCGCACGGGCCUGUCAAAGGGAACUGCUGUUUAUAAAGCGGGCCCGCACCCGAUUCUCCCCUCGUUCUGCAUUCUUGACUUUUCUAUACGCUUUAAAAGACGAGACUGCACGCUAUGGCUACUCCUAAGCUCACGGAAUUACCGCUGCGGCCAGAUGCUGGGGGGACCAUCGGGCGUCCCAUUAAGGUCCGCUGCAACAUUUUCCCUCUAAGGAUGGUGGCAAACACGAUUGCCUACCAGUAUGAUGUGGUCAUGACGCCUGAGAAACAGGCUGACAAAAUUAGUGCUAGCUUGGCGAAAAGAGCUUGGCGCGCUGCCGAGGAACAGUUCCGUGCCGGUGACAAGGCUGCCUUGGUCGUCUAUGACGGCAAAAAAAAUGCCUUCAGCACGGCUAAUCUUGAGCAGCAGAGUGUAAAGGUCGUUGUGAAUGAAGAUGAAGAGGAAUAUUACCCUCCCAUGGAGGAGACUCUGAGUGCCGGUGCUGGUCGGGGUGGCCGUGGAGGAGGAAGGGGAGGAAGGGGAGGAAGGGGAGACUUUCGUGGAGGACGUGGUGGCGGCCGUGGCGGAGCUUCUCAGACGGCACCAACUGUCCGUCCCGUGAGUGUCGGUCCAGCACGGACCAAAACCGUGAAUAUCCGUAUCAAGCAGACCGCCAAGAUAGACUUUCACUCCUUGGCGCUUUUCAUGACCAAGAAGGGACCGGAGACGGACCAUGUUCUGCAUGCAGUCACGGCUUUGAGCAGUGUGCUUCGGCACAUCCCCUGCAUGAGUUUUGUUGCAGUAGGGUCAAAUUUUUACACUCCUGAAGACAGGACCCACAUCUCUGGAGGAUUGGAAAUCUGGCGCGGAUACCAUCAGAGUAUUCGGGCCAUGAUGGCUGGACAUCUUGGGAUCAAUGUAGAUGUCGCUGCCACCGUGUUCCGCAGAGGCGAGGUCCCUUUUUUGGACAUCGUCGCUGAGGUACUAAACGUCAGGGAUGUCGCCGAAUUGACCCGGAUUCCUAUUUUAAGUCUCCGGGCACGCAUGUCCAGUGAAUUCAAAGACGCGGUCGUGGUGACAACGCAUCGCGGGGACCUUAAACAACGAUUCAAAAUAGGCAGCAUUUCAAGACAGAGCGCUGAUGAGUACACUUUUGAUGUGGACGGCAGAAAGAUGUCCAUUGCAGAGUACUUUUUGAAGCAGUACAAUCUUCGUCUUAAAUAUCCUAAACUUCCAGUUGUCGUCAAGAGCAAUGGAAAGAGUGCCUUCCCAAUGGAAUUCCUCAAAAUGGCCCCUUCAGUGCGUUUCAAGAAUAGACUCAACGGGGAUCAGACAUCUCAGAUGAUUCGUGCCACCGUCCAGCGACCCUUGGACAGGGAGAAGCGCAUUGCUUCUGCGGUGACUACUGCGUUGAGAUACAAUAAUAAUCCCUACAUGAAAGCGUUCGGGAUCUCUGUGGACCCGAGCCCCAUGACGAUCAAGGCUCGCGUCCUCCCUGCACCGGACGUGGUCUUUGGGAGGAACCAAAGGGCCAAGGGAACCGAAGGCUCUUGGAGGCUUGGAAAAGCACUCGCCAAGCCAUCCACUAUUGCGAGCUACGGAUUCGUCUUCUUUUCCCGUAUGCAAGACUCGGAGGCAUACCAAGUCAAGAAGCAGCUUAUCAGCACCUUCCAGUCUGUUGGAAUCAUCUUCAAAUCGAACGCUGAAUGUCCGAUCCGGAUUCAGAAUCCGGAACAAUCCCAAAAUGUUAGGAAGGCCCUGCACGCAGUAGCCACAGAGGCGACGGCCGUUUUCAAAUCUCGUUGCCAAAUUAUCUUUUGUAUCAUCCCGCGAGGCAGGAAAAUCGACGGGAACGCUCUCACGUUAUAUGAUGAGAUUAAGCGUAUCACGCUGACCGAGAUGGAUGUCCUCUCGCAGUGUAUGGCUGAUGACAAAGCUCGUCUGGACCGAUUGAACAACAAGUAUGCAGAGAAUGUAGCGCUCAAGGUUAACGUCAAAAUGGGCGGAGCUACCAAUUUUGUUGACAGGCUUCCCCUCUUUGAAGAUAAGCCCACACUUAUUUGUGGUGCUGAUGUGACCCACGCUGCUCCAGGGUCUGGUGCGCCCUCAGUCGCGGCAGUGGUAACAUCUUUGGACAAACAAGCGACGAGAUACCGUACUUUCUUGGCGGCUCAGCCAAGUCGUCUUGAAAUCAUCCAGGACAUGGAAAAAAUCAUGGGCGAUGCAGUUGAAAGUUUCAAAAAAGCCAUUGGAACCUUUCCUCAACGGCUCAUUUUUUUUAGAGAUGGUGUGUCGUCCGGUCAGUUCAAGGAGGUUCGCGAGAAAGAAGUCUCGGCAAUCAAACGGGCCUUGGCGAAUCUGAAACUGGGUGCGGUCCCCGUCACGUUUAUCAUCGUUCAGAAACGCCACCAUAUACGCUUCUUCCCCAACGAUAACAACCAGGAUAAGUCUGGCAACUGCUUGCCUGGUACUACUGUCGAUACCGAUAUUAUGCAUCCGACAGAGUACAAUUUUGUCCUCCAAUCUCAUGCGGGGUUACAAGGGACGUCCCGCCCGACUAUUUAUCACGUUAUUCAUGACGAGAUUAAAAUGUCCUCGAAUGUCUUGCAGCAACUGUGCUUUAACUUGUGUUUCCUCUCGGAACGCGCCACGAGGAGUAUCAACAUGGUUGCGCCCGCCUAUCGCGCCCAUUUGGCUGCUUACUAUGGAAGAAUGUUCUUGGAGGGCGAUUUUGAUACUGCCUCGUCGCGCAGUGGAAAUUCUGAGCCAACCAUUACAUUGCGCAAAGUCAUGCCCCUGAUGGACCAACACACGAUGUACUACAUGUAAAGUGGUUGACAUUUGUCUAUUAUUUCCACUGUGGUACCAUUUCAGCAUAGCAUAAAAUGACGUUUGCUAAUGAUUGCACCUUUUGGACAAUUGCAAAAUGACAUGUGUAAAGGAACAGCCGUAUAGGAGGGGUAGAUGGUGAAUAUCGGCGUUGUGCGGUUCCAAAUUUUGUGUGUGCUUCUUGUUUGCGUACCUGCUUUAUCAAAACCUUUACGUUGUGACAAAAUACAUGCCUUUCACGUUGCGAAA